UCCUCCGCCCCCUCCCCGGCCUGACCUGGCCGGCCGCCGCCGCGGUGACCCCCUUCCCGCCCCCUCCCCGGCCGCCGUCGCCGCCGCUGCCUCGGCGGACCAGGGACCUGCCCGCCCUCGGCUGCUCCGGACCUAGAGGAUCAAGACAUAAUGGGAGCAUUUUUAGACAAACCAAAGAUGGAAAAACAUAAUGCCCAGGGGCAGGGUAAUGGGUUGCGAUAUGGGCUAAGCAGCAUGCAAGGCUGGCGAGUUGAAAUGGAGGAUGCACAUACGGCUGUGAUCGGUUUGCCAAGUGGACUUGAAACAUGGUCAUUCUUUGCUGUGUAUGAUGGGCAUGCUGGUUCUCAGGUUGCCAAAUACUGCUGUGAGCAUUUGUUAGAUCACAUCACCAAUAACCAGGAUUUUAAAGGGUCUGCAGGAGCACCUUCUGUGGAAAAUGUAAAGAAUGGAAUCAGAACAGGUUUUCUGGAGAUUGAUGAACACAUGAGAGUUAUGUCAGAGAAGAAACAUGGUGCUGAUAGAAGUGGGUCAACAGCAGUGGGUGUCUUAAUUUCUCCUCAACAUACUUACUUCAUUAACUGUGGAGACUCGAGAGGUUUGCUUUGUAGGAACAGGAAAGUUUACUUCUUCACACAAGAUCACAAACCAAGUAAUCCUCUGGAAAAAGAACGAAUUCAGAACGCAGGUGGUUCUGUAAUGAUUCAGCGUGUGAAUGGCUCUCUGGCUGUGUCGAGGGCCCUUGGGGACUUUGAUUACAAAUGUGUCCAUGGAAAAGGUCCUACAGAGCAGCUUGUGUCACCAGAGCCUGAAGUCCAUGAUAUUGAAAGAUCUGAAGAAGAUGAUCAGUUUAUUAUUCUUGCAUGUGAUGGUAUUUGGGAUGUCAUGGGAAAUGAAGAGCUCUGUGAUUUUGUAAGAUCCAGACUUGAAGUCACUGAUGACCUUGAGAAAGUUUGCAAUGAAGUAGUCGACACCUGUUUGUAUAAGGGAAGUCGAGACAACAUGAGUGUGAUAUUGAUCUGUUUUCCAAAUGCACCCAAAGUAUCUCCAGAAGCAGUGAAGAAGGAGGCAGAGUUGGACAAGUACCUGGAAAGCAGAGUAGAAGAAAUCAUAAAGAAGCAGGGGGAAGGCGUCCCUGACUUAGUCCAUGUGAUGCGCACAUUAGCGAGUGAGAACAUCCCCAGCCUCCCACCAGGGGGUGAAUUGGCAAGCAAGCGGAAUGUUAUUGAAGCCGUUUACAAUAGACUGAAUCCGUACAAAAAUGAUGACACUGACUCUACUUCAACUGAUGAUAUGUGGUGAAACUGCUCAUCUAGCCAUGGAGUUUACCUUCACCUCCAAAGGAGAGUACAGCUUCAUUGAACCUUUUAAACAUCCAUCCUCAACUUUAAAGAAGGGCAUAUAUAACAUGGGUGAGAUUGAUUACACCAGAGAACUUCAGCAGUACAACAGCUAGCCCAGAACUGAUUUUUUUUUUUUGUAAAUUUGAGACUUACGUAAAUGUGAUUUCAAACCAUAAUUCAUGUUGUAAAUCAGACUCCAGCAAUUUUUGUUGUAUGAUUUUGUUUUUUGUAAAGUAUAAUUGUCCUUGUAUAAAAUGCUCAUAUUUAAUUAUGAACUGCUUUAAAUCACUAUCAAAGUUAUAAGAAAUGUUUGGCUUGUUGUGUGAUGCAACAGAUAUAUAGCCCUUUCAAGUCAUGUUAUGUUUGGACUUGGGGUUGGGACAGGGAGAGCAGCAGCCAUGUCAGCUAGACGCUCAAAUGUGCACAUGAUUAUGGAGAAUUAUUCCAAAAUCUUACAAAGCUGAAUAUCCAGGGAGUUCAUUGAAGACUAUUUUAAUGUUGUCGGCAGUGGGACUGGCAUUGUUGAUAGAGCUGGUCCCUUCAUUUCACUGUCUUUUAGGUUCUCUCCUUGUUGCCAUGAGUAUUGCAGGUAAUACAAUAUAUUCAUAAGAAUAUCAAUCUUGGGGCUAAAAUGCCUUCAUUCUUUGCACCUCUUUUACAAGUCCUUACAUUUAAUUACUAAUUGGUAAGCAGCAGCUUCCUACAAGUAGUAGGGGACUGCCACGUUUUUGCUAUCAUGAUUGGCUGGGCCUGCUGCUGUUCCUAGUAAGAUAUUCUGAAUUCCAUUUUAUCAAUAAAGCUUGAUUUAACAAACAAGAAA
Messenger RNA from Hippopotamus amphibius kiboko, 2160 nucleotides. It is a transcript of the gene PPM1A, whose product is annotated as protein phosphatase, Mg2+/Mn2+ dependent 1A. Gene Ontology annotation, cellular component: nucleus; cytosol. The coding region runs from base 151 to 1299 and encodes 382 amino acids. NCBI's taxonomy places the organism in Eukaryota, Metazoa, Chordata, Mammalia, Artiodactyla, Hippopotamidae. Gene Ontology annotation, molecular function: magnesium ion binding; protein serine/threonine phosphatase activity; manganese ion binding. The record is from RefSeq and is a predicted model, not a curated record. The transcript has 6 exons. Gene Ontology annotation, biological process: protein dephosphorylation; negative regulation of canonical NF-kappaB signal transduction; positive regulation of canonical NF-kappaB signal transduction.